AUGACAGCACGUGAAUUAUUUACCAUGAAUCACAAGAAAUUGUUGGAAGAUGCAGAGAUUUCUAUAAAAGGGACGGCCACUUCUUGUACAGUUGUAGGCGCUUUGAUUGUUACAAUGAUGUUUGCUGCAGCAUUUACAGUUCCCGGUGGAAAUGAUGGUAACACAGGCUUUCCCUUGUUUCUAAAUCACAAGUUAUUCAAGGUUUAUAUGGUCUCAGAUACCAUAUCACUUGUUUCUUCCACAAGUUCAGUGAUUACAUUUUUAGGAAUACUCACCUCACGUUAUGCAGAAAAUGAUUUCCUCAAAUCUUUACCGACAAAGAUAAUGAUCGGCCUAAUCACCCUUUUUUCCUCUAUUGUUAGUAUGGUGAUAGCGUUUUCUUGUGCGUUUAUCCUUAUGUUUGACGGAGAAGCCUGGAUUGUUAUGCUAAGUAUUUUGCUUACUAGUGUUCCGGUAAUAUUAUUUGUAUGGUUGUUGUUCCCUCUCCUUAUCAAGACUUUCAUGUCUACUUACGGACCUGGAAUAGUUGACAAAAAAAAGAUUAAACGAGUUAAAUCAUGA
Messenger RNA from Fragaria vesca subsp. vesca, 561 nucleotides. Its product is annotated as ankyrin repeat-containing protein At3g12360-like. The record is from RefSeq and is a predicted model, not a curated record. The transcript has a single exon. Lineage: Eukaryota; Viridiplantae; Streptophyta; Magnoliopsida; Rosales; Rosaceae. Bases 1 to 561 code for a protein of 186 amino acids.